AUGGCUGCCUUCGACGUUGUACUUGGCUGUGUUAUGGCCCUUCUGAUCAUUUUGUUUUCCAUAAGUUCUACUGUUAGAUAUUAUGUUAAGUUUACAUUGUUUGUGGUGCUAUCUCUUAUAUUUGCGACUGCGCCUUUACCCCUGAUGUUGUUUAAACCUUUUGACCCCAAGAACGCGCUUAUACCAGCAGCUUUAUUACGGAUGACGGCUCGUAUGCUCGGCAUUCGUUGGACGGUUCGUGGAACCGAGAAUGUUGACGAUUCCAGGGGCGCUGUAGUCCUACUGAAUCAUCAAAGCAGCCUGGAUUUAUAUGUAUUGGCAGUGCUAUGGCCUUUAAUGGCGAGGUGCACGGUGGUGUCGAAGCGCUCACUGCAAUUCCUGGUACCAUUUGGCACCGCUGCUUGGCUCUGGGGCACAGUGUUUAUUGACCGAGGGUCCGCCUCUUCAGCGCGUUCUGUGCUCAAUCAACAGACUAAAGUUGUUCAAGAGGAAAGGCGAAAGCUGUUGCUAUUCCCCGAAGGAACGAGGCAUUCUGGGGAUAAGCUUUUACCAUUUAGAAAAGGUGCUUUCCACGUAGCGAUGAAUGCAAGAGCUCCGAUUCAACCCGUGGUUGUAUCAAAAUACCACCACUUGGACUCGAAAAGGCCGUGGUUUGGAUCUGGGGAAAUAAUAAUAACAAUAUUGCCAUUAAUCGAGACUGAGGGUGUGAAAAAGGAGGAAAUCUCAACCCUGAUUGAUGUCGUACAAAAUAAAAUGCAGGACGAAUUUACAAGGACGUCGGCAGAGACCUAUGCGCAAAAAGGUUGA
Messenger RNA from Pieris macdunnoughi, 807 nucleotides. Lineage: Eukaryota; Metazoa; Arthropoda; Insecta; Lepidoptera; Pieridae. The record is from the annotation of a GenBank genome assembly.